Botrytis deweyae is the source of this 1485-nucleotide messenger RNA. RefSeq lists its product as uncharacterized. Gene Ontology annotation, molecular function: monooxygenase activity; iron ion binding; heme binding. Bases 1 to 1485 code for a protein of 494 amino acids. The record is from RefSeq and is a predicted model, not a curated record. NCBI's taxonomy places the organism in Eukaryota, Fungi, Ascomycota, Leotiomycetes, Helotiales, Sclerotiniaceae. The transcript is spliced from 5 exons.
AUGCCUUCAACAUUCGUUGUAGGUGCUUCGGCAGUUCUUAUACUUGUAUAUGCUAUCCGAGCUAUACUUUUCCGACCCAAAAAGUUAGGCUUUCCAAUCGUGGGUAAUCCCAGUGAUGCCGAUUUUAGAGCUGCGUUGCUUGAAGGGACUGCCAAAUAUCCUACAACCCCCUACAUCCUCCCCAGCAACCCCCCAACAGUUAUUCUACCCUUGAGUAUGCAUGAUGAAUUACGCAGUCUCCCCGAAAAAAAAGUUUCUUUCCAGAGAGAAAUAUACCGCAUGUUCCUUGGCAGGCACAGCAGUAUUGGCGAAGACACUGUCCCAAUCACCAAAGCCGUCAAGACAGAUUUGAAUCGUCACGUAGCAUCUAGUCUUGAAUCUCUCCAAGAAGAAUCACGCUUUGCAUUAGAUAAAGAAUUAGGCACGUGUAAAAAUUGGACUCAAGUUGCUGUGCACGGAAAAAAUCUCAAGAUAGUUGCACUUCUCAGCGGAAGUGUCUUUGUGGGAAGACCCCUGAGCCGAACUCAAGAGUGGAUUAAUAUUAGUACUCAAUUUACGGAGGAUGUAGUACUAGCAAGAAUGAGCUCGGAGAAAUAUCCAGCGUGGCUUAGAUCUUUCGUGCUCCACUUCUUACCAGAGAUCAGGAAGGGAGGGAGAAGGAGGGAACAAAGUGACAAAUCCAACGACGAUCAGGGCACAGCUGUUAGUUGGCUUAUGAAAUGGUCGAGUGGAAAGAAAAAGGAGGAUCCGUUUACUUUGGCGCAACAUCAACUCGGCUUGUCUUUUGCUGCUAUUCAUACAACAGGCACAGCUCUCACACACAUGUUAUUCGAUUUAGCAGCCCAUCCACAAUUCAUCGCGCCCCUUCGCGAGGAAAUCGAUCAAGUUCUGGCAGAAGAUGGAGCGGAAGAUGAUGGCAGCGGGAUCAAAUAUUUGAAGAAUCAAUCAUUACCUAAAUUGAAGAAACUGGAUAGUCUCCUUAAGGAAAGCCAGAGGCUCAAUCCUAUUGAAUUGGUCUUCAACAUUCGUGCAACAACCUCGCCUGUUCGCCUCCCUACUGGUGAAACCCUCCCUACUGGAACACGUAUGGCAUUCGAUGCCCACACAAUCAACACGUCCGUUCCGAAUGUUUCUUCUCUUCCUCAUGAUCCUUCCAGUAUCCCGGCACUUGAUCCUCCCGAAGUCUUUUCGCCAUUCAGAUGGUCGACGCUACGUGAAAUACCGGGGAAUGAAUCGAAAUAUCAGUAUGUGACGACGGGUAAAGACAGCGUUAAUUUUGGACAUGGGAAUCACUCAUGCCCCGGUCGUUCCUUCGCAACCAUAGAUCUUAAAUUCUUAAUGGUGGAAAUAUUGAAAAAUUGGGACUUCAGAUUAGUGGGUGAUGAAGAGGGAAAAGGGGGAGAGAGGCCUAGGAAUCAAAUUCAUACUAUGACGAUUAGUCCAGACAUGACUGCUAAGCUUGAGUUUAAGAGAAGGGUUGUUUAA